AAAAAGAGUAAUAGCCGGUCGGGCAGUUCGUCUGCGGUUUAUGUUGGCCGGAGUGUCGUUUUGUCAGUUUGUCCCCCGGUGUGAACUGCGAGGAGGUGUGGUGACUGGUGGCCGUGAGACGUGAGUGUGGCCGUGAGUGAGCGAGUGUGCCUUGUCUGCUUGCCUGCCUGCCUGCCUGCCUGCCCGCCCGCCCGACCGACUUGACUCUCUCCUACAUCAGACGAAAAGGAAAAAGGCCGAGGCGACGAACAUGGAACUUAUCUAAAACGGGCCAGUUAUGCUCACGCCUACUCCUCGAAACGGUUCACACCUCGCUGCAGACACCCAACUUGUUCUUUUCAACCUUAGUUUAUCGUUACAAACGUUAAUCAAGUGAAAGUGAAAAACCUGGAUUGAAUUACAUCGCAAUUAUAAUAGUUUUUUUAUAUAGCUAUCUUCGAUUUCUAAGGGAAAUUUAAUAAAUAAAACCGAUAUAUUUUUACUUCAAAUCAGGAUAAACGAAUGGAUAUGACAAUGAUCUCUAGACCAUAUCAUCUCUAUGGUAUUUCAUAAUAUGGAAAUUUGCCCUUGUGAAGAUGGAAGUUUUUUUGAAAUUUUUCAUAACAGAAAAGCAUUAUCAUAUUGUCAAGAGAUUUCAAGAGGAAUUAGAAAGCAAGACAGGUUUAAGGAAACAUUGCUACUACAGUUUUUAAGUGAAUUAGCUCAAGGCAAUUAUGUUGUAGUUAAUGCUCAUAUUUAUUUUUGCAUGUUUAAUAAUAUUGAACUGAGUUGUCAAAUCAAAAAAGAAUUUAGCAUAAAAGGUUUCAUCGAUUUGUCUAAUUUAAUAGAAUUCAUUUGUUUAUUGAAAGAACAUUUUGAUAACUCUCUUAUCGGUAGAUACUUAAUUGAUUCUGGAACUUGUUUUAAUAGAAGAAGAUGAUUGAAAUGUUUGCUUAGCAAAAUGAAUGUAGAAUGUACUUUAUACUUUAAAAGAUUUAGAUUUUGUUCUUUAUUAUUAAAAAUGGGCAUAUUAAAAUGACUCCGUUGUUCUAUACUCUCUAUAGUUUGUCUAUAUUCAUCUUGAUAUUCUGGGGUGGGAAAUGGGUAAUACACAUAUUAGCAAUCAUCUACGCGAAAUAUAGAUUACACCGCAAAACCCAACUGUUACCAAAUGAAAAAGGAUAUCCCGGCGUCACUAUUUUAAAACCCCUUAUGGGCGUCGAUCCAAAUUUAUUUAAUAAUUUAGAAACAUUUUUUACAAUGAAUUAUCCGCUUUAUGAGAUUCAUUUUUGUAUUGAAGAGGAAUCCGAUCCGGCGUUAAUGGUUGCAAAACGAUUGCAAGAUAAAUAUCCUAACGUUGUUUGUAGGAUAUUCACAGGAGGUUCAAAUGUCGGUGUGAACCCUAAAAUAAAUAAUAUGCAUCAAGGCUAUGUCAAUAGCAACCAUCCUUUAAUAUUAAUAUCUGACAGCGGUAUUAGGAUGAAGGAAGAUACUCUGUUAGAUAUGGUAAAUCAUCUGACAGAUAAAGUCGGUUUAGUUCACCAAAUGCCUUUUACUAGUGAUCGUGGCGGUUUUGCCGGUACUUUAGAAAAAGUGUACUUCGGUACGGCUCAGGCAAGGAUCUACCUGGCUGCCGAUUUAUUGAAUAUCAAUUGCCACACGGGCAUGUCGGCUUUGAUUAGGAAAAACCUCAUAGACGAAGUCGGAGGGAUAGAGGCUUUUAGUUGCUACUUGGCCGAAGACUUUUUCCUCGCAAAAUCGUUGACAGAUAGGGGGUGGAAAAUAACCGUGAGCAGUCAGCCCGCAUGGCAAAACUCGGGCAUUUGCGAAGUACAGUUUUUUCAAGCGAGAUUGCGUCGAUGGGUCAAGCUACGUGUGGCCAUGCUUCCUUUGACAUUGCUAUUCGAACCGCUAUCUGAAUGUCUCGUGUUAGGUGCGUGCACUGCCGGUGCGGUCUACUUCUUAUUCAAUUGGGACCCAAUUUUAUUCUAUUUAGUUCAUGUACUAGUUUGGUUCUUCUGUGACUGGAUACUACUUUCAAUAGUACAAAACGGAACUUUACCAUUCAACAAAUUUGAUUUUGUGAUAGGGUGGAUUUUCAGAGAAGCCUGUAGUCCGUAUUUAUUUCUGAAAGCCCUCUUAAACCCAAAAAUUAAAUGGCGAACAAGAACGUACAAACUUAAAUGGGGCGGUGUAGCCGAAGAGUGUAAAGUGUGAUUAUUACAUGAUUACAAAAUAGUGCAAUAUUCAAUUGAUUCUUAAAUUAUUUCAAGUAAUUAUAAGCAACCAUAGAGCAGUUAUAUGAUAUUUAUUACAUUUAUGAAAUUGUAAUUAUGAUUGCCAUUAUAAAUAUUGUUAGAUAUUUCUUGAUAAACUAUUCAUAGACAUUUGCAGUAUAGGUAUAGCAAACUAAUACACAAUAAAUCAGUAUUACACAGAUACAAUUUUUCUAGCUUAUAAUAUUAUGUUUGUUUAAAGCUUAUGCAAGUAUUGAGUAAAACAUAAGAGGGGCAUUCGAACAAUUUAUUUAUUGUUUAACUAAGCGGGCUUUCACCAAAUGCUAAUAUUUUAUUACAUUAUUAAUUUACCACAGGAAAAUAUGUGAUAAUUCAUGUUAACUGUACAUAUUCCCACAUUUGUAAUACUAUUAUAUAAUAUAGUAAUUUUAGUUAUCAAUUGUACAGUUCAAUUAGAUUUAUAAAUGUAAUGCCACAUUUUACUCUGAUUAAAUUUGGAGUAUCACUUUGACUUUUCUUCCAAACGUUUUAUGUUUGGAAAUUAACGCUUUCAAGACAACAAAAUAUCUUGCCAAAAUACCUUUAGGUAACAUAAACAUUUAGAAAGAAAAUGAAAAGUGAAUUGAAGCAUUAAAAUAAUGUAUUUUUUAUUACAAAACUAUCCAACCUUUAAUAAUUUUGUUGGACAAAGAACAAAAAAAAAAAAAAAAAAAAAUGGAAUAAAUAAAUAUAAAAUUUUUUAAAAAAUGAUCUGUGAUUCACCUAUUAAGAAUGUCAAUGAAGUAAAUAAAAAAUGCAUACAUUUUUCGCUUUAUGUAUUCAAGUUUUGGGCCAAUAAAUUCAAUAUUAACUUAUUACAAUAACGUUUUUAACGUACAUUUAUUAGAUUAUAACAUGUUUAAGGCAAUUUUAUUGCCCCACAGAUUUGGACCGAAUUUUGUAUAGUGUAAAGAUUAUAAUUUUAGUACAGUAAAAAUUGUUUUGCUCUAA
Molecule: messenger RNA, 3206 nt
Organism: Cimex lectularius (bed bug)
Lineage: Eukaryota; Metazoa; Arthropoda; Insecta; Hemiptera; Cimicidae
Gene: GlcT
Product: ceramide glucosyltransferase
Exons: 3
Coding region: 1015-2196 (393 amino acids)
Biological process (GO): glucosylceramide biosynthetic process
Cellular component (GO): membrane
Molecular function (GO): ceramide glucosyltransferase activity
Source: RefSeq, a predicted model, not a curated record